Molecule: messenger RNA, 751 nt
Organism: Rhopilema esculentum
Lineage: Eukaryota; Metazoa; Cnidaria; Scyphozoa; Rhizostomeae; Rhizostomatidae
Product: large ribosomal subunit protein uL13
Biological process (GO): negative regulation of translation; translation
Cellular component (GO): cytosolic large ribosomal subunit; ribosome
Molecular function (GO): mRNA binding; structural constituent of ribosome
Source: RefSeq, a predicted model, not a curated record
ACCUUAGGGCUAAAAGAAUGGGAACUAGACUAGCCCCAGUCCUUCGAACGCGGAUCCAUGUUGCAUGGUGUCUCUCUGUCUUUUCCCCUUGAAACGGUCCUAAGUACGAGAUGGGCUUCGAGAAGGUAAUUGUUAUUGAUGGAGCAGGCCAUCUCCUUGGUCGCCUGGCUUCCAUAAUUGCCAAAUCAGUCUUACAAGGCCAAAGAGUAGUUGUUGUUCGUUGUGAAGACAUAAACAUCAGUGGCAACUUCUACAGAAAUAAACUGAAGUACCUCGAAUACUUGAGAAAGAGGAUGAACACUAAACCAUCAAGAGGUCCAUACCAUUUUAGAGCUCCAAGCAGAAUGUUGUUCAAGACUGUCAGAGGUAUGAUCCCUCACAAGACGAAGAGAGGAAUGGAAGCUCUAAACAGGUUGAAAGUGUUUGAAGGUAUCCCACCAGAGUUCCAAAAAAAGAAAAGAAUGGUUGUCCCUGCUGCUCUCAGAGUUUUAAGGCUUAAGCCAGGAAGAAAGUUCUGUAGACUUGGGCGCUUGUCACAUGAAGUGGGAUGGAAGUACCAGGAUGUUGUCAAGACUCUCGAGGACAAACGUAAAGCCAGGUCUGCUCUCUAUUACGAAACAAAGAAGGGUCUUGAGCGUCUAAAAUCAAAGGCUGAGGUUGAGAAGGCUACUGAGCUCAAGGAGGUCAAUGCAACAUUGGCUCAAUAUGGUUAUUGAUCCAUCAAUUAUUAUAAAAUAUAGAACAUCUCAAA